AUGGCUGGCCCAUCUAAUUUCAAAUCCCCUACGUCAUUCCUUGUUGUUUUCUCCAAGAGUUUACCUCCUCUUUCUUCAUCAUCAUCUUCAAGCUCCAUGAAGCUCAAAACCUUAAUCCACCCUCUCUUCUUCUCAUACCUACGCCGUUUAGUUCGGUCUCUUUCGAAAGCUAAGUCCUUUCUCAUUGACCCCAUAAAGAAGAGCAAGAGCAAGAACAAGAACAAGAACAAAUUAUUCUUUGGUUCAUUCAGGCUUCAUUAUAAUUGGUGUUCUUCUCAUGUCGUGCCCGUGCCAUCACCGGUUCUAGAGGAGCAUUUAUACUAUGAUUCCACCUGGAAUUCUGUCAUUUCCACCGAGUGCGAGGAUAUGGGAGAUUCAGGGCUUUCAGGGUAUCUCCAAUGGCUAGAAGAGAAGAAGGUCCAUCGCCAUGAGAGUUCUACUGAUAAUAACGAAGAUAUCAAUGAGAUUGACAAGCUAGCAGAUAUGUUCAUUGCAAACUGCCAUGAGAAGUUCAUGCUGGAGAAACAAGAGUCCUAUAGGAGAUUCCAAGAAAUGUUAGCUAGAAGUGUGUAA
Messenger RNA from Thlaspi arvense, 573 nucleotides. NCBI's taxonomy places the organism in Eukaryota, Viridiplantae, Streptophyta, Magnoliopsida, Brassicales, Brassicaceae. The record is from the annotation of a GenBank genome assembly.